AUGUAUGUUGCCCCAACGAUCUAUGAAAUUAUAUGCUGUAGGAUACAUUAUUUUGGAAACUCUGGAGAAGUUCUCUUUGUUGACAGGAACAUCAUUUUUGUAUGUUUUUUUAGGCACWUUGAUGGAAACCAUAAAUUAAUACAGCCAUAUAGGAUAGUAAUUCAUGGAGCUAUUGAUGGGUUCUCAAGACUCAUUGUAUAUUUAGGGGCAUCAACAAAYAACAGGUCUUCAACUGUGCUAUCUUUGUUUCAAACUGCUGUAGAAAGCUAUAAUCUGCCAUCCAGAGUAAGAUCAGAUCUUGGAUUGGAGAAUAUUGAUGUUGGAAGGCUUAUGCUUGAAGAAAGAGGUCUUAAUCGUGGAAGCAUUAUUACUGGCACAUGUGUGCACAACCAAAGAAUAGAACGAUUGUGGAGGGAUGUUAACAGAAUUGUUGUUUCUCGAUUCCUUGACAUAUUUCUCUAUCUUGAGAGGCAUGGGGUAUUCGAUCCUUUAAAUGAGGUCCAUUUAUAUUGUUUACAUCUCGUAUACAUAGAAAUGAUAAAUCAACAACUGAAUGAAUUUAAAGGUCAGUGGAAUAAUCACUCAUUAACAACAGCAAACAACUUCUCACCUCGACAGCUUUGGAUAAUGGGGAUGGCAAAUGAUCAGAACUCUCGGCAUCUAGCUGUUCAAGAUGUACUAAGUGGAACACUUAAUUCAAAUUAUGGAGUGGAUGAACUUGGACCUGUACCAGAAUUUGAGGAGUAUUCAGUUCAAGUGCCAGAAUCUCCAAUUCGUUUGACAGAAGAUCAGCUCAACAUUGUUAAAACUGUGAUUGAUACUUCAAGAAGAAAUGAUGACAAUGGGAUUGUUUCAUUUAGCAUGGCUUUAAAGGUCAAAUGCAACGGAAAAACCAAUCCUAUUUUUGCGAUUUCAAAUGAAACUUUAAGUCAAGAGAAGGUUAUAUUUUCAUUUUGAGCAAAUUUCUUCAAGUUUUACCUCAGUUUUUUAGCGAUUACUUUUGGACUUCCGAAAUCACUCCGAAGAACGUCAAUAUUUCCGCGCGAGGAAUGGAAUCGAGUGAUGACGUCACAGAUGGUGAGAUGUG
This is a messenger RNA of Exaiptasia diaphana, 1087 nucleotides long. RefSeq lists its product as uncharacterized. Bases 1 to 957 code for a protein of 318 amino acids. The record is from RefSeq and is a predicted model, not a curated record. The transcript is spliced from 2 exons. Gene Ontology annotation, biological process: DNA integration. Gene Ontology annotation, molecular function: nucleic acid binding. Lineage: Eukaryota; Metazoa; Cnidaria; Anthozoa; Actiniaria; Aiptasiidae.